Molecule: messenger RNA, 1701 nt
Organism: Papaver somniferum (opium poppy)
Lineage: Eukaryota; Viridiplantae; Streptophyta; Magnoliopsida; Ranunculales; Papaveraceae
Product: poly [ADP-ribose] polymerase 1-like
Exons: 13
Coding region: 1-1701 (566 amino acids)
Molecular function (GO): NAD+ poly-ADP-ribosyltransferase activity
Source: RefSeq, a predicted model, not a curated record
AUGCAUGCAUCUGGAGGGGAAAUUCAUGCUAAGCUCAAACAAGGCACAAAUUGUUUGGUUGUGGGUGCGGAGUUGGAUUGUGAAGGUCACGAUGGGUUGGAGUAUAAAGAUCACUUUCAGAUCAUAAGAGCAAGGAAGUUGGGAUUACCAAUUUUGAGACUAGAUUAUCUGACUGACUGCACCAAAAGGCAGAAAAGGCUUCCACUUGGUCAAUACUUAAUUGAAUCCUCUUAUAAAGAUUCCAGAGGUUCAGUAACAAUGAAGGUUAAUGGGAACUGUGUUGUGCACGAAACAUCUGGUAUGCAAGGUUACAGUCACAUUCUUGAGGGUGCAAAAUAUAUCUACAGCACAACAUUAAACAAGUCUGACUUAUCAAUUGGCGUUAAUAGUUAUUACGUAAUGCAAAUCAUUCAAGAAGAUAAAAGGACAAAUUGUUAUCUGUUUCGUGAAUGGGGUCGGACCGGAAAUGAGCAGAUUGGUGGAAACAAACUUGACGAAACGUCAAAAGCUGGUGCCAUUAGAGAAUUUAAGCGUUUGUUUCUGGAGAAAACAGGGAAUCAUUGGGAAGCAUGGGAGAAAAAAGAAAAUUUUCAGAAACAACCUGGCAAAUACUUCCCGCUGGACAUCGAUUAUGGGGUUUCCGAACAGGUUUUAAAAAUCAAGGAACCCCAACUGCCGAGUAGUCGACUUGCUCAACCUGUACAAAAUUUGAUGAAGAUGCUCUUCAAUGUUGAAACAUAUAGGUCUGCCAUGAUAGAAUUGGAGAUUGAUAUGUCAGAAAUGCCUCUUGGCAAGCUAAGCAAAAGUAACAUCCAGAUGGGUUUCAGUGCAUUAACAGAUAUACAGAAUUUACUAGCAAGUAACAAUCAGGAUCUCUCUGUUAGAGAAAGUUUGCUUAUUGAUGCAAGCAAUCGCUUUUUUAGUAUAAUCCCUUCAACUCAUCCGCAUGUAGAAAUGCUAGAAGCUCUCCAGGACAUUGAAAUAGCAUCCAGGAUAAUUGGGGUCAAUGCCGAAUGUGACGAGUCCCUAGAUGCGAAGUAUGAGAAGCUCCAUUGUAAUAUUCAUCCACUUCCUCACGACAGUGAUGAUUAUCUAUUGGUUGAGAAGUAUCUUCUUACUACUCAUGCCUCAAGGCACAAGGAAUGGACGCUUGAACUGGAAGAUGUCUUUGCACUUGAUAGAGAAGGAGAAUUUGAUAAGUUUGCACCCUAUAGAGAAAAGCUUCAGAAUAAAAUGCUCCUCUGGUAUGGAUCCCGUCUGACGAACUUCGUGGGUAUCCUUAGCCAUGGACUGAGAAUAGCGCCUCCUGAAGUUCCAUCAUCGGGUUAUAUGUUUGGCAAAGGAAUUUACUUUGCUGACCUGGUGAGUAAAAGUGCCCAGUACUGCCACACUAGUAAUUGGAACCCAGUAGGUUUAUUGCUUCUCAGUGAAGUGGCAUUAGGAGAUAUUUAUGAGCUCAAAGAAGCUAUGGACAUGGAUAGACCUCCGAAAGGAAAGAACUCAACCAAAGGAUUGGGAAAGAAGGCACCACACAAAUCAGAUUAUGUGACAUGGAAGAACAAUGUAGUCGUGCCUUGUGGAAAACCUGUCUCGUCGGACGCUAGGACCUCUGAACUAAUGUAUAAUGAGUACAUUGUCUAUGAUGCUGCUCAGGUUAAGAUGCAGUUCUUAGUGAAAGUAAGAUUUCAUCACAAGAUAUAA